GGGGGGGGGGUCUCGCCUCCGGUGUGACGGGUGUCGCUGGCGUUUGUUUCGCCGGCGAGGAGCGCCGGAGGCCGCGCAGGGCGCGGGCUGCGUGUGCGGAGCUGGGCGGGGCUCCUCGGAGCUGUAGGAGGAAUGACAAGCGUGUCACGGCGGUGACGAGUGUGUAACACCGAGAGCUGUAACAGCAAUAACAAGCGUGGCACAGCAGCACCAGCAGCUCGGCAUGGGCUGCGGUUCCCCGCAGCAUCCCCGUGCCGCAGCGCUUGCCCGUGUUCUGCCGGCCGUGGGCCCGAGCAGUCGUGGUGUUUCUAAUCCACGGGACAGUGCUUGAGAUCAUUUGGGAGUACCUGACGGCUGAUGGAGGUUUUAGUUCCUGCCAUUUCCGCUGAUCAAGCAGGCCGGGCAGCUCCUCCUAAAAACUGGGUUUUUCUCAGCAGACAAGACAUUAGUCUAGAUGCAGUAAAUUGUAAGAAAUGGAAGAAAGGAAGAUCAAGAGGAGGAGCCCCAAAUCAUCUUCCAGUCACUCUGCUCAGGUUGCUAACUCCAAGAAAAGCUCAGUGCCAGUCAGUAAAAGUACAGCCUUUUCCAACCCUGCCCCACAGCCUGCCGUACAAAAACCAAAGUUAAAACGUGUAAUCAAAGAGAAAGCCAAACCUCCAGGAGGUGAAGCAAAAGGGGCACAGGCAGCACCAAUUCAGCAUUCUUUUCUCACAGACGUGUCAGAUGUCCAGGAAAUGGAAAGGGGACUUCUGAGUCUCUUGAAUGACUUCCACUCUGGCAAACUUCAAGCAUUUGGAAAUGAAUGUUCCAUAGAGCAGAUGGAGCACGUGCGGAGUAUGCAGGAGAAACUCGCUCGCCUCAAUCUGGAGCUCUAUGGGGAGAUGGAAGAACUCCCUGAAGAUAAAAGAAAACUAGCCAGUGAUUCCAACCUGGAUAGAUUGCUGUCAGAUCUAGAAGAACUAAAUUCAUCUAUCCAAAAACUACAUUUAGCAGAUGCUCAAGAUAUUCCAAAUGGUACUACAGGCUGAGAAAGAACAUCUUUGUCAAUCUGGAUUCUCCCAGCUUUGCUUUUGUUUUUCCAGACAAUGGAAUCAAGAAGAGUUAUGACUUUGUGUUGUUUUUUAAUUGCACACAACAAAGAAUCAGAGUGCAAAUCCAGGUGUUUAUUUUGCACAUUCCUUUGAGCACUGCAUUGUAUCAGGGCUCAGUACCUAGAGUUGUAGUUAAUUGUGAUGCUGUGCUUUUUAUUAUUGCCUUACUUAACAGAAAAAUUGGAGAAACUUGGAAAUAUACUUCUUCUGCUUAAUGUUCAUAUGGUUGCAAAUGGUACAUGUAUAUAAGUUCAUUGGUGUUUCUCCAGUUUUUAUGGAGGUAGUGAUAAUGUUGCCUUUCUGAUCAUUACAUGGACAAUCUGCUCACUGUAUCUUUAGUGUUUUGCUGAUUGGUGAUGCCACAGAUUAAUUUAUUGUUAAUAAAGUGAAACGUUUUAAAUAUA
This is a messenger RNA of Ficedula albicollis (Collared flycatcher), 1495 nucleotides long. RefSeq names its product coiled-coil domain containing 28A (gene CCDC28A). The coding region runs from base 474 to 1028 and encodes 184 amino acids. The transcript is spliced from 6 exons. Lineage: Eukaryota; Metazoa; Chordata; Aves; Passeriformes; Muscicapidae. The record is from RefSeq and is a predicted model, not a curated record.